Messenger RNA from Periophthalmus magnuspinnatus, 2589 nucleotides. RefSeq names its product sushi domain containing 2 (gene susd2). NCBI's taxonomy places the organism in Eukaryota, Metazoa, Chordata, Actinopteri, Gobiiformes, Gobiidae. Bases 5 to 2482 code for a protein of 825 amino acids. The transcript has 14 exons. The record is from RefSeq and is a predicted model, not a curated record.
UAAAAUGCUGCAAAACUAUUUUUUAUUGGCAGUUAUAGGGCUUCUUAUGUAUUCCUCUAAAGCUGCUGGUGAAUCCUGUAGGGGACUGUGUGGAUCUAAACUGGCUGGGUGCUCCUGUCAUUCGACCUGUGAGUCUUUCAAGAAUUGUUGCUUGGAUUACAACCAGUCCUGUUUUGAAGUGAGGCCCUACUCCAGCUCCAUGUUAGGAGGGACACCAUUGAAGAUCAUCAACCUGAUUCUUUUACCAAAUGACCAGCUUAGAUGCAGGUUCAAAGGUGAAAUUGCGACAAGAGGGAUUAUUGAUUCAGAGGGUCAAGCUUUCUGCAUUUCUCCUCUGUUGUAUGAAAUAGGCUGGAUUCAAGUUGACAUUUCAAUAGAUGGAAGUGAUUUUGACCGAACUGGAGAGUACCUGUCAGUCCACCCAAGCAAAGCCGACCCCUCUUCUGAAGUUGUUCUUGUUAAUGGAACAAAAUGGCACAACUAUGGCUCUCAGAACAUAUCAGGAGAGCUAGAGAUGACCUGGAACCAGUCACGCAUCGGAGCAGACACAGUGAACAUUGAGUUGUGGGGCUAUGAGGAGAUCAACACCGGGACAGCAGGCACAAAUGAGACACUCUCUUAUGAAGCUAGCAUCCACUACCUUUAUUCCAUCGGCACGAAUGUUCCCAACACCGGUUUAUUCAGCUUCUUCCCAGAGUCUUCACAGAACUAUUCAGACAUAGAGCUGGGCAACAUUCGAAUCACUGCAAACUCUGUCCUGAAUGGAGCAAGGGAUGUGCCAGCUCUGUGGAGUAGGGGCCAUGUUUUAGCCUGGCACCUGGAGGAGGCUUUCAGACAGGACUCAGCUGCAUGGGCCAAGGGUAAAUGCCUACAGUGGGACGCCCUGGAGAAGACCCUACCCAACUUUCUGAAUGAACUCACGGACUGUCCCUGUACUUUGGCCCAGGCCAGAGCAGACACAGGCAGAUUUCAUACUGACUAUAGUUGUAACAUCGAGACAGGCAGUGUUUGCACUUAUCACCCAGGUUGUGUCCACUGUGUCAGAUCAGUCCAAGCCAGUCCGACAUAUGGAGCUGGCCAGCAGUGCUGCUAUGACCACAGUGGUAAUCUUGUGCUGACAGGGGACUCAGCUGGUGGAAGUACCCCUGACAAAGCUCACGACUGGGGGGCUCCUCCUUAUGGAAAGCCCCCGCGGGUUCCAGGCUACUCCCACUGGCUCUAUGACGUCAUGAGUUUUUUCUACUGCUGCGUUUGGUCAGACAGUUGUCCCAUAUAUCUGAAGAAUAGGCCCUCUAGUGGAUGUCGACGCUACCAACCACCACAUGCAGCUGUUGUCCUUGGAGACCCACAUUUCAUUACAUUCGAUGGAUUCAACUACACUUUCAACGGUGAAGGAGAGUACAGCCUGGUUUUGUCUCCACAUAAUGAACUGCACAUUCAGGCCAGAACUGAAAAAGUGAAACUUCAAAAUGGUUCUUCAGCCUAUGCCACACAGCUCUCCUCAGUGGCCAUGAGGGAGGCCUCCUCUGAUACUGUUGAAGUUCGUCAGAUGCAGAACCAUCUACAAGUGUUGAGGAACCAGAAGAUUCUACCUCUUAAUGAACAAACAUGGAUGGUCCUGCACGGGUUGUUUGUGUUUACGCCCAGUCCUCAGUAUGUUCGGGUGAUGUUUUCCUGUGGGGUUGGUGUAGAAGUCCGUUUGAAUGAAGAAAUGAUGGCAGCGACUGUGUUGUUACCAUUGGUGUUCGCAAAUCAAACCAAAGGCCUCCUCGGUGUGAUGAACUCUGACCCCUCUGAUGACCUCAUGACCCCGUCUGGAGAAGUCCUCUCCUCAGCUUCUCUCACUCCAGAGAAUAUCUUCAAAUUUGGAGAAGACUGGAAAAUUUCACAGACAUCCUCCCUCUUCACGUAUGACUCCUCGUAUCUUCUGGAGACUUAUCACUCUCCUGCAGCUGACAGACCAGCUUUUGUCCCUGUCCUGUCCCCGCCCGAGGACCCCGGUGACCCCCUGGUGACGAGUAUGCGGACACUGUGCUCUGGAGAUGGAGCGCACUUCUGUGAAUACGAUACACUCCUCACACGCAGCCUGGCUGUGGGAAAUACAACGCUCAGGGCUUUACACCGCCACCUCGAGCUCGUUAAAGACUUGAAACCAGUGUCUUCAUGUGGCUGGCUCCCAACACCUAAAAAUGGCCGAAAGAAUGGUACUCAUUACCUGAAGGGGGACAGGCUGAGUUUCACCUGUGACCCGGGCUAUGGGCUGUAUGGAUCUACAGAGUGUAUGUGUUUGGAGGAGGGGACAUGGACAGGACAGCGGCCCAACUGCAUAUCAGAUAACCCAUUGAGUUUCAUACUUGGUGCCAUUGGAUUUUCCUCCGUGCUUAUCACUAUGGGAGUAAUGAUUCACCAACAUAUCAGGAAGCAGGAGAGAGAAAGAAAAUCUGAACUGGACCAGAUAACAGAGGCUCAAGGACAACCCUGAUACACAGCUGGAUUAAUGAAGAUGUCAUUUCACAACUUUCAUAUCUAGUUGGUGAACUUUGACUUUUGACCUUCUAUAGUUGCUAUUAGUAACAAUCUAUGUCAAAA